UUAGUCGGGAUUAGCACCUGUUGCAGUAAGAGGCAUGUGUUGGGUCAUAUGGACACAGGGAGGGAGGACUCAUUUGUAACAGGGCAGGACGCCUAUUUGGGAAAUAAAAUGUUUCGCUUGACUAUCACCAAACUGUGUCGAUUCAGACUGGCUGAGUACCGUCAAAGAAAAGCUCAUGCGGACUCCCAGAAGAAACAGAAAAAGAAGAAGAAAAAGAAGCCCUCCGAGGAUUCUGAGGGAGACUCACAGGGACGGGUCGAGGUCGAGCCGGAUCCGUCUGUGGGUGAAGAAGGAGAAAGAGAGGAGGUUCAGGGUGAAAGACUAGAUAAAUCACAUAAAGGAAGUGGAGAAACACCCACCACAGAGUUUACCUUCACCAAGACGCUGAAGAGCGGAGAGACGAUCAGGCAUGACCAGACCUAUAAGAUAGAGCCUGAAAGCGAAGUAUCCACCACAGCAGAAGACUACUCCUCAGAGGUAAAUGGGUGCCACGAUGAGAUGUCAGAGAACCUAAUGAUGCCUUCAAAGGAUUUUAUCUGGGAGGAGGUGGAGACCCUGCAGGAGCAGACAGAGGGACGUACGGUGCAAGAAAUGGAGGAUGCUCUUGCGGCUAAGACCCAAGCUCUGGAGGAGCUGAGUCAAGAACUUGAGGAAAUCAGGUCUGCCUUCGGUGCUGAAGGCAUGCAGCAGCUGCAGGACUUUGAAGCUGCACUGAAGCAGCGAGAUGGAAUCAUCACCCAACUCACAUCCAACCUUCAGCAGGCUCGCAAGGAGAAAGACGAGAUCAUGAAAGAGUUCUUGGCACUGACCGAAAAAAGCCAGGAACUUCAGAUCCAGUUCCAGCAGCUGCAGGCCGGCGAGGCGCUGAGGAACACCAGCCACAGCAGCACAGCAGUAGAUCUCCUGCAGGCGAGACAGCAGCUUGUUCAGUACCAGCAGCAACUGGAGGAGAUGAGCGUGGAGGUCAGAGAGCAGGAGGAGAAAAGCAGGAAACAGCUGCAGCUCAUCAGUCACCUCCAGCAGAAGCUCAGUGAGGUGGAGAUGUCAGGGAGAAGAUCAGAGGAGUCAUUUGCACAAAGGAUAAACGAAAAGGAGCUUCUGACUGCCGAACAAGAGAAGGUUAUUUUGAGUCAAGAGGAGUCACGAAGGAAAGCGGAGGAAGAGUUUGCACAAACAAUGAAAGAUAAACAUCAGUUUAUUUCAGAACAAACUGCAAUAAUUAAAGAACAUGAGCAGUCAUUGACCCUGCUCAGACAAGAACUUGUUCGUGCAGGAAGGACUAGAGAAGAAAAGAUCAUUAAUGACUCUGCUGAGAAAGACCUAAUUAUUGCAGAGAAGGAUAGGGUCAUUUCUGAACGUGACUCUUCUCUUAUCCAGUUAAAAGAUGAGCUGAAAAACUCAGAAAAACAUCUGCAUGAGCUUCAGCUAGAAGUUGCUUUAAAGGAAUCUGACCUUGAAAAAUGUCUGGAUGAGUUAGGAAGCACAAAAUCAGAAUUAUUAAGCUGUAAAGGUCAAAUUGAGAGUUAUAAAUUAGAGCUAGAAAAAGAACAAAAGGAGUUAGAAAGCUGUAAGGGUGACCUCGCAACCUUCAGACAUAAAGAAAAAAUGUCUUCCAAUGAAAUCAAGCAGCUCAUGGGCACAGUAGAAGAUCUACAAAAACGCUGCCACAGGGGAAGCAUGUCAGAGAGCGACACCAUCCAAAGAAUGCAGGAAGAGACCUUGAGGAAGCUUGAACUUCUCAGGGCCGAGCUGGAUGAAAUGUACGGCCAGCAGAUAGUCCAGAUGAAGCAUGAGCUCAAUCUGCAGCAUGCAGCAAGAAUGCAGCAAAUGACUGAGCAACAUCAGGUUGAGGUUGAGCUUCUAAAAGCAGAUCAUCUAUCUCAAAGUUCAAAUCUCAGCAAAGGAGAGGUUGAAACUCUGAAUGCAAGAAUAAGGGAACUGCUGGUCGCUUUAGAGCAAUCUGAAGCAACUUGCAAUGAAGCCAGACAUGAGCUGAGUCAAGUCGUCCAAGAGAAGUCAAAGCUGCAGGUCAAGAUUAAGGAUCUUCUUCAUGAUCUAAGUGCUGCAAGGCAAGAAGUGGAGCAGGUCUCCACCAGGCUUACCUCUCAAGAAACUACCCAGGGUGACCUGCAGCGCCUCCAGGAGACCAUCCACACCCUGAGGAACGAGCUGUCAGCUGCUCAGGAAGCUGCACUAGAAGCAGAAACCAAACACGAAUCUGAAAUCACCAAUUACAAGAUUAAGCUGGAAAUGCUUGAAAGAGAGAAAGACGCGGUCCUAGACCGAAUGGCAGAGUCGCAGGAAGCAGAGCUGGAACGUCUCAGGACGCAGCUCCUGUUCAGCCACGAGGAAGAGCUAACAAAUCUCAGAGAGGACCUGCAGAGAGAGAGCUUCCUGAAGACAGAGAACCUCCUCAACGAAGCCGCUGUUAGGCAUGAGAAGGCUUUGGAUGAGCUGCAUGUUACUUAUGCUCAGCAGCUGGAUUUGUUACAGAAAGAGAAGACGAGUUACGCUUCAGAAAGGAAUGAACUUCUGCACCAGAUUCACGGGCUCAAAGAAGAUCUGAAGCUCACUUUGCAAAGCUCUAAAGCAGAUCAGCUGGUUCAGCAGCUCCAGGAGCUUCAGGUUGAACUCGAGGAACUUAAAAAAGGUGGCCAAGAACGAGUUAGAAUGCAAAAUGAAAUGCAGUUGUUACUGAAACAGACAGAGGUUCUGGAAAACCAGAAAAAUGAAAGAGAACAGAAACUGAAGGUGAAUGAGCAGGAAAAGGAGACCUUGAUUAAGUCUAAUAAUACUUUAAGAGAAGAGAUGGAGUCAAGACGUUUGAUAAUGGAGAAACUCACAGUACAGAAAAAUCAAUUCCAGCAGCAGCUUGUUGAGCUUUGCGAGGAGAUCGAGAAGCAGAAGACCACUUUCUCUUUUGCGGAGAAGAAUUUCGAGGUAAACUACCAGGAGCUCAAAGACGAGUACACGUGUCUCGCAGAGGCGAAGACGCAGCUCGAAGAGAGGUCGCUCAGGGACACGCUCGAAUUCGAGGCGAAGAUUGCACGCCUUCUGUCAGAGAUCCGAGAGCUCCAGGAGCAGAACAGGGAUAUCGAAACGGAGGAGGCGAAAAGCAAAGGGCACGCUGUGAGGGAUGCGAUGGAGAAGCUUGAUGUUACUUUGAGUGAGAAGAAGAACCUCGCUGACAGGCUCUCUGACGUUACAGGGCAGUUGAUGGUUACAGAGACCAAAGUGAGGCAGUUGGAAGAAGAUCUGGUCAAAGCCAGGGAAGGAAACUCAGAGGUCAUUGCCAAAAACAAAAGCCUUUUAAAGCAACUGGAAAAGAGUGAGCAGAAGAAAACACUUGAGGUGGAAGAGCAAACUGUUGAAGCAGUUUCGUCUUCGGAGGAUCAUCACAAUCAGAUUCAGUCUCUACAAGAGGAGAUAAAAGCUCUACAGGCUCGCUUACGGGCAGCUGAAGCAGAGAGAGACGGCGUUCUGCAGACUCUGGAGCUCCACAGGCUCGUGCACACUCCGUCUCCGGCAGCAGCGCACUCCUCAGGGGAGGGACCUGUUGAGGGACGAUCCCUCCCGCACAAGCCGGCAUCCUCAGGGUCAAGCAGGCGCAAAAGACGCCACAGGUCGAAGCAGGAGCGCAAAGCCGGCUCUGCUGCUUCAGACGACAGAGACGAGCGACUAAAGGAGGAGGAAGAGAGAGCUAAAAGUGCUGCAGAGGAGGAGAUGCUGCCUCAGACGCAGAGCCGAGUUAUGUCACGUUCACCAGAGAGGGCCGGUAAGGAGGACUCCGCUGAUGGGUACCAGGGAGACGGAGACAGAGACUACAUCAACAAAGCAGUUAGCAGACAGGGGAUAGGCUGCCACACGGAGCGUGUCGAGUGUCAAGGAGCAGAAGAGGAGGAAGAGACCUCUGAGCAUGAUGAGUGGAGGCUGCAGAUGGAAGCUCAGCGUAUCAGCCUGUCUCAGAUCCACGCCGCUCAGCUGGAGCUGCUACAGGAAGAGACGGACACCUGCACGCGCUCUCUGGACCUGAAACUGCAGGACCUGAGACACCAGAGCGGCCAGGGUGGCAGAAAAAUCUCCAAGUACAUGAUAGAAGCCGUUUCAGAAGAAUGCAGUGAGAUAAUUCGGUCUUUUCAAAAGAUUUUUGGCAAAGAGUUUUUGGAGCGUGUCAACACAGCAGGCCUGCCGCUUAUUUCAGAGGAAGGGCCAGCAGCUAGUGAAUCCACCUCCAUUGUUCAGGAGGCUAGAGAGUUAUACAGCAAUCUUUGGCAGGUGACUGAGAGAAUUCAGCAUGAACAUGAACGUCUUUCUCAGCUCCAAGCUCUGCUGAGAUCUGAUGGGAAUAAGAUAAGUGAACUGCAGAUGGCCUAUGAUGAAUUGAAGAUCAACAGUGAGAAGCAGGUGUCUGACCUGAAUGUACAGCUUGCCUCAAUAAGCCUUUCUUCAAGCAGAGAUCUAGGGGAGCAGUCUGGGGAAUCUGCCUCGGCUUCAGUGGAGCUCCAGAGGCUGAAGGCUGAGGCUCAGGUGAAGCAGCUCCAGCUGGAGGAGAGCCACCGACAGGAAAUGGAGCGCCUCAGGGGCCACUACCAGCAGCAGGCCGCAGAGACGGAGGAGCGCUACGCUACGGAGCUGUUUGUGCUGCAGCAGCGACUGCAGGAGACCACAGGAGCUCAAACGUACUACAGCUUGUCCAGCGCUUCAGAGUCCAGCUGUGAGGGGAUGGAGGAACGCAGAGAGGAACUAAAGGAACAGACUGAGGACGGUGUUUCAGAGGGAAGCGAAGGGUUGCGCCACUCUGCCAGGUUAUCUGGCCUGACGGCGCAGCUGCAGGCGCUCAGGAAUGCUCUGCACCACAAAUACAACCAAGAGGUGGCUGCUCUCAAAGAGCAGCACAGCAGUGAGCUCAGAAGACUUAGAGAAGAGAGGGAGCACUGGGAAGACAGAGGAGAGAUAAAGCUGGAUCUCAAUGGUGUAAACGGGGCUGGAAGCUCCAUGGAGAGCCUCGGGGCAGCUGGACAGGUCCUCGUGGAGGAGAGGCUGCAUCAGGAGAUGGUGGAGGAGGAAGUUGCAAAGGCCAUAGUUCAGAUGUCUGUGGAGUUCGCUCAGCAGACUGAGCUGGCUCGAAUCAAAAAAAGUGCCAGCCAGACAAGCACCUCCAUGCAGACCCAGAUGGAUGACGAGGAAGUCGAUGGGGAGGUGGAGGAGCAGACUCCAAGGGCUUCCCCGCCUGCGGGCGUCUGGUUAGAGGAACCGGAGAGAGAAAAAUUGGAACGGGAACUGGAAGAGAGGAACACUGAGAUCAGAAAGCUAAAGGUGGAGCUGCAGAAAACUAAAUUUGAGCAGGCCUUAAAGAAGAGAGACGAUGAUGAGAAGCAAGAUGGGGAAGGAGAGGAAGAUUCAGAUCACACACCUGUAACUGGAAGACUCAAAAUAUCAAAGCAGGAUGAUGGGGAGUCUUCAGAUAAAGAUACUGAAAGAAACUUGCCCUGUGAAGCCAACAAAAAGCUCAGCCAAGUGCUUGUAGAUGUACUGAAGACAACCGCUGCUGCUGAGGAAACUUUAGGCCUCCACAUGCAAAGAUUGCUUGAAGCGUCAGCUGGAGUGCAGCCUCCUGAGUCAACCACACAGGCAGAAACCUGCCACAGUGACGAUGCAGAAACUUGCCAGAGCAGGGAAACUGGUGCCAACACAAGGCUCUGGUCUGGUAAGUUGGAGGUUGAAGAGGGUCUGGAGAUGUCCCGACAGAUGAUGGACAGGCUGCUCCUUGGGGCAGAAUCACAGCUCUGGAACGAGGAAUAUUUUCUGGGCAUCAGCGGAAGACUUCAGAUAGCUGUGGAGAAGAUGUUGAUGACCAUCACAGACACAACUAACCAGCUGGAGCAUGCCCGGAUGACCCAGACUGAACUGAUGCGCGAGUCCUUCCGCCACAACCAGGAGAUCACAGACCUGCUGCAGAAGCAGGAGGAGCUGCAGGAGAGGGUGACGGAGGAGGCUCGAGCCCGGGAGCAGCUGGCUCUGGAACUCCACCGCGCUGAGGGUCUCAUAGAUGGCUACACGGGUGAACGAGCUGCACUAGAGGAGCAGUUGCGCCAGAAGGAAGAGCUCCAGCUGAGCCUCGAGCAAGAGCUGCAGGUAACAGGAAGCCGGCUGCACGAGUUGGAGCAGGAACGGCUUCAGAUGCUCGAGGAGCGUGAGCUGGUGUCACGGCAACAGGAGGCCAUGAGGGAAGAGGCGGGGCCACGUGAGCUUUGCCUAGUUGAAGCUGCAAUGGUUGCAGCACCUGAAGCAGACCUGCUAGAGGAAACUGAGAAGCUAAUGAAAGAGAAGGUGGAGGUUCAGCGGCAAGCUGAGAAGGAGAACACGGAUCUCCUAAAGCAGGUGAAGCAACUGGAGGAUGAGCUGGAGGAGCAGGUGAACAGAGUGAUUGAGCUGGAGCACUCUCAGAAGACAGAGACUGGAGACCUUCAACAGCAGAUUCAGGCCCUGGAGAAACAGCUGGAGAAGAACAAGAAGUUUCUUGACGAGCAAGCUGUGGAUCGAGAACACGAGAGAGACUUUUUCCAGCAGGAGAUCCAGAAACUGGAACAGCAGCUGAAGAACCCGCAGAAGCUUCAGAUUGGUUCUGAGCAAAGAAACAAAGAGGUGGAUGGAGUAAUCCUAAAGGUGGAGCAGCUAAACACCCAGCUGAAGGAGAAGGCAGAUUGGUGCAGUGAGCUGCUGCUCGGCUCCGAGCAGCUGCGUCGUGAGUUGGGAGAGCGCGACGAAGAGAUUGAAAAGCUGGAGGGCCGCAUCCGCGAGCUGGAGCAGGCCCUGCUGGCCAGCGCUGAGUCCCUGGAGAAGGUUGAACAAAAGAAGCAGCAUGCAUCCAUCACUGAGACGAGACACUCCACAUUGGAGGCUCAGCUGCAGACGGAGAGAGAAGCUCUGGAGAGGAAAGAGAAAGAGAUCUGUAACUUGGAGGAGCAGCUGGAGCAGUUCAGGGAGGAGCUGGAGAAUAAGAGCGAGGAGGUGCAGCAGCUUCACAUGCAGCUGGAGAUCCAGAGAAAGGAGAUCAGCAGCCAGCAGCAAUUCGUAGAAACGAGGGACAGUAUGCUUCAGGUGAUGGAGGAGAGGGACAAGGAAAUAGCUCUUCUUAAUGAACAGAUCUCUAAGCUUCAAUACAUGGAAACAGCCUCUGACAACAAGGCAAUUGAUGCAAGGGAGGAGCAGAUUAAAGAGCUGGAGUCCCAGGUAGAGUGUCUGCGGAGUGAGCAAGACCGCCUAAAGAAGGAUAAAGAAGAAGAGCUGGACCAGCUGAAUGCAGUAAUAGAGAAACUGCAACAGGAACUGGCCAAUAUUGAGCAAAAACAGCCCGCAGAAGAGGAGGAGGACGCUAAAGGAGAGCUGGAGAGCAGCGCAUGGGGACCAACCAAAGAGGAGUACGACAAAAUGAAGCAAAAGAUGGACGUAGCCACCAAAGAGCUGGACGCGCUGAAAGCGGAGCAUGGUAAACAUCUGGAGACGUACCUGCGCUUGAAGCAGAGUGCAGAAGCCUUAGCUGAAACUGAAAAUCUGGACAGCGCAGAAAGUGAGCUUGAAGAAGCUCUAAGGGAAAAAACUGCGGGUCUUGUGGUUCUGCAGGCUGAAGUUCAGGCUUUAGAGCAGAGUGCUGCAUCCAGACUGGAGGAGUUAGGGCUCCGAAUCCAGGAGCUUGAGGACUUGGUCGAUGAGAAGGACUCUGAGAUGAAUCGCUGUCUACUGAAGGUGUCCACUCUGGAGGAAAAUCUGAGGGAGAAAGUGGCUGAAGCUCUGGUUAGCCAGGCUACACUGGAAGCCUUCCAGCAGCAGCAGCAGAUGAGGUCUGAAAGUUCAAAACAACAGCAGGAGCUGCAGAAACACCCUGCAUCAGCAGUGCAUGAGUUUGGUGACUUUGGUAUCCCACAAAUGGAUUUCAGCAGUAUGAGUCAGACCAAACAGGCGCCUAGAGGGAAGGUGGUACAUCUCACACAGAAGCUUCGGGACCUGGAGGCUGGACUGAGUGGGAUGCAGAAAGACCAGGAACUCCAGAAGCAGCUGCUUUCCAGCUCCGAGGAGGAGGUGCUAGAGUAUGAGAGGAGGCUGGCUGUGCUCAUGGAUCUCCUCAGUCAGAUGAAGGCCGGGUCGCACCAAAGAACAGCACCGUCUGUGGAGGCCUCCUCUGCUGAGCAGCAGGACGUGUCAGAGCUUCUUCAAGAGCUGCAGGAGGUCAGAGAGGAGGCCUCCGUCACCAAAGAGCAUCUGCAGAGCUUCCAGGAGAGCUGCAGCAGACUCAAACAGGAACUCCAUGAAAAAACUGUGACCGUGGAGAGACUCCAGGACCAACUUCAAACAAUGUCAACAAGUGCUGAGGAAGAGACGAAGAUGUCUGAGCUUGAAGGGAGACUGAUUGAGGCUCAGACUGAGGCGGCUUCUGCCAAGGAGGAGCUGAGCAGCUGCAGGGAGAGUUUGGAUAAACUGCAGGAGCUGCUGCAGGAGCGGGAAAUGACCAUUGCUCACCUAAAAGGAGAACUUUUCCAAGUAAAAGCUGCAGAAGAUGGAGCUGACAUGACCGGGCUCCUCCAGGAGCUCGAGGAGGCCAAACGAGAAGCUGCUUCCACCAAAGAAGAACUAAAUCUGUCCAGGAAGCAUCAUGAGAAACUUCAAGAGGACAUCCAAGAUCGUGAGGUCUCGCUUUCUAAACUCAGAGAGGAGUUCCAGGAGAUGAGAAGGUAUGUGGACGUUUCCAAAGAAGAACUUACUAAAUAUCAACAGCAUAAUGAGAAACUCCAAGAGGACGUUCAAACUCGUGAAGUGUCUCUCUCUGAGGUCAGAGAGGAGCUUCAGGAGAUGAGAAGGUAUGUGGACGUUUCCAAAGAAGAACUUACUAAAUAUCAACAGCAUAAUGAGAAACUCCAAGAGGACGUUCAAACUCGUGAAGUGUCUCUCUCUGAGGUCAGAGAGGAGCUUCAGGAGAUGAGAAGGAAUGUGGACGUUUCCAAAGAAGAACUUACUAAAUAUCAACAGCAUAAUGAGAAACUCCAAGAGGACGUUCAAACUUGUGAAGUGUCUCUCUCUGAGGUCAGAGAGGAGCUUCAGGAGAUGAGAAGGAAUGUGGAUGUCACCAAAGAAGAGCUCAGAAGCUACAAACAGCAAAAUGAGAAACUCCUUGAGGAGCUUCGAAUCCAAGAGCUCUCUAUUUCAAGGCUUAAAGAGGAGCUGCAAGAGGCGCAGACAGCUUUGAUGAAGACAUCAGAAUCUGUUCCUCCAUCGCCCUCUCCUUCUCCCUCCCCAUCUCUAUCUCCUCAGCCUGCCUUCUCUGGCUCCUUAACAUCCACCUCACAGCCCAAAAGGAAAGGAGGCAAACAGCCAGCUGCGAAGGGAGGUGCUGCCAAAGAGAAGCCAUCCCUCUCCCGGAAAAACUCUGGCCCUUCCACCAAGUCCUCACCAAGUCCUCACCAGAGGCCUCAGGUGAACAGCAGCUCAGACCAGCAUCAUGAUGCUACAACAGACUCCUUCACGCAAACCGAACCCUUCCAAAUGACCGAUCUCAGCCAGUCCGCCGCCAAGGAGCAAAUCGAGGAAGUGAUCGGAGAGUUUCAGGAGAAGAUCAUCCAGAUGCAGGAGCUCCACGCGGCAGAGAUCCUCGAUAUGGAGGCUAGGCACAUUUCAGAGAGUGAGAACCUUCGCAGAGACACACAAGCCCUGGAAGACGAGUGUAAAGGCCUGAAGGCUGUCAUUGACAAACUGUGCUCCACUGAGGUGCCUCCGUCAAGACAAGAUCGUCCUGCAUCACAGUUUAAAGAUGGCUACACCAGUGACAGUAGUUCAGACUACAGCCAGAGGACCGGAUUUGAUCUCCCGAGCUUGCAGCAGGAAUUCAGGACGACUCCAGAGGGCGCCAGGAGAGAAACCGAUGAUCCUCUGCCUGACCGGAUAAAAACGUUGCUCCGCGAGGUGCACCAGGAAGGGAUGCAGGUUCUGUCCCUGUCUGAGCUGCCGCUCUCUGAAGGAGAGCAGGGCGGCCAGUUCAACGUGGAAGGUUGGGUGAAGGAGAGAGACGCCCUGCUGGCGACGGUUCAGUCUCUCAAAGGCCUCAUCACCCAGUUGCAGACACACAGCCAAUCACAGACGUCAGGCGGCGGCGCGGACUGGCGCGCGGAGCUGCUGGAUGCAGUGCGGCAGGUGUUUGUGAGGGAGAGGAGCGUGCUGAAGAGCGCCCUCUACAGCCAGCUGGACCUGCUAGAAACCAGCGACGCAAUCGUUCACCUCAAUCUGCUGGAACGCCGACUGGCUGAACAGGACGCUCACCACAGGGAGGCCAUGGGGUCGCUCCACAUCGCAGAUAGGUCAAGUCUCAUCUCUGAGAUUCGUCAGCUCCGGGGUCAACUGGAGCAGCUUCAUCAAAGCGCACAGCCUGGUCUGUCUUUAGCUGCUGAUCGUAGCGCGAAGGAGCAGAGAGGAGGAGCCACUGAUGGAGCAGCUGAGGCAGACAGAUUGAUCUUGGAGGAGCUGAAAGCUGAACUUUCACAGACAAAACUGGAGUUGGAGACGACGCUUAAAGCUCAACACAAACACCUGAAAGAACUGGACACACUCAGGGCGGAGGUUUCCCAGAAAGCUGUAGAGGUGGAUGUUCUGAAUGAUCAGCUGACGGAGGAGAGGAAGAGAAGCAGAGAUCUUCAGUGGACAGUGGAGAAGGAGAGGUGUCAAUCUGGUAGAGAUAAGGAGAGCAAACGAGAGGAACUGGAGGACCUGCAGCUGGCUCUAGUUGAGCAGAAGGCUCACGUAGACCGACUGACUCAGAGCCUUCAACAGGAGCAGCAGGCCUCCUCUCAGCUCUCCCAGCAAGCAGAGGAGGAUCGCCUCGGCCUACACAGACGCCUGCAGGAAGUCCAGGUCCAGCUGGAGACUGAGCGAGCGAAAGUCCUGGAGAUGAGCUCUGCUUUGGGGAGAGAGAGGGAGCUGCGAACUGGCGUCUUCUCCGACGGCGCGCCCUCCAAUGAGGAGAGCGCCCACGAGGACGGGAGGGAGCCUGAAGCGGAGGGAAGUCUGCUGGAAAGACUGCAGAGGGAGCUGGACGACAAACACACACAGGUGGUCCAUCUUCUCGGUCAGGUGGAGGCCCAGCGGCUCGAAGUGGUACGAAUCGAAGAGGAGCUGACACUAGCAAAUCAGAAGUCCAGACGAGAUCAGGACGGGCUUCAGGAGGCACGAGCCCAUCUUGAAAGGCUGAUGGUGCAAAUGUCAAAGGUCCAACAGCAGCUGGACGGAGAGCUGGAGAAGAGGAAGAGUCUGGAGGAAGAGAAGGAGAGACUGGAGGAGAGGAUGCACCAGUUAGGAGCGAGGAAGGAGAGUGGACCUCAGAGUCAGGCUGUCGGGCCCAGCGAGCACAACGAUCGAACCAAAGACUGGGUUCUCCAGCAGAAGAGUGGGAACGCUCAGUCAGCGAGCACCAGCGCAUCACCUCAAAUGGAGGGUUCCCCAGCAGAUCUCCCUGGCGGACCACACCACGGUCCAUGGCGCACAGUCGACAGGAUUGUAGAGAAGCUCCACCUUGUUUCUUCAAAGAUCCGCUGCAUGGCCAGCAAGGCUCUGGGCAGGUCGACCGCGGAGGUUGACAGCGAGGAGCUCUCAUGGGUUCAAUCCAGUGUUGAUGAGGUCAUCAACAUGCUGCAGCAAUCCCCAGGGUUACCCUCCAUCUCAGAGAGUGUUUCCCUGAUGGCAGGAGGCUCCUCCAGCUCCUCCAACAACCUGAUGGAGCGGCUGCUGAGGCAGAACGCAGAGCUAACGGGGUUUGUGAGCCGUCUGACCGAGGAGAAGAACGAUCUGAGGAACCACACGCUACGCUUGGAGGGGGAGCUGCGGCGCAAUCGGCAGGCUGGAGCGGGAUCGGGCGACAACCCCAGCAAGAGAGAUGUGUCAAAAGCAGACUCUGCAGGGAUGCUCCUUUCUAAGGAACGGGAAGCUUGGACCCAAGAGAAGCUCCAUCUGGAAAAAGCUUUACAUCUGUCCCAGUCCCAGUUGGCCCGUCUCAGGGGAGAAAUCAGGUCUGACACACUGCGAGAGAUAACCGGGCCUGAGGCUGACAAUUCUGCACUGAAAAGAAUGUACGGGAAGUACCUAAGGGCCGAAAGUUUUAGGAAAGCAUUGAUCUACCAGAAGAAGUAUCUGCUGUUACUGCUUGGCGGUUUUCAGGAGUGUGAGGAAGCCACUCUGUCGCUCCUGUCCAGGAUGGGUGGCCGACCUUCGCUUUCCAGCCUGGAGUCCUUCAGCCACCGCCACCGGGGAUUAACUCGCUUCCGCUCAGCCGUCCGAGUAUCCAUCGCCCUCUCCAGAAUGCGUUUCCUUGUAAAGCGAUGGCACAAGGCGACGGGGAUGAGCUCCACGGUCUCCUGUGGCAUCAGCAAGAACGGAACAGGUUCAGACGUGAGACACUCUGGAUAUCUUCACCCAGGUAGUGUGGAUGUGUACAGAGACGGAGGAGGAGGAGGAGGAGGAGUCUCCAGCAGCAGAGGAAGAAGUGGACGAGAAUCUCCACGAUCGGGUGUCUCUUGCUCACACCACAGGUUUCACAUGGCGGCGGAUCACGGAGCUCUCACCUGUUCACACCUGCAGAGCUACGACCCCGACCGAGCACUUACCGACUACAUCUCCAGGCUGGAGGCUCUACAGAGGAGGCUGGGAAGUGUGACGUCAGGUGCUUCUUCAUACACUCAGUUGCACUUUGGCUUGAGAAGAUAAAUGCUGACAAACUGCUUUGGCUUGAAGAAACUCAGUUGCCUUUUCUCGUGCGGAGCGCUCUGCUGUUUUCUAUCAUCCUGCUGUGGACUAUGUCUCUCAACGUGGACCAAAACACAUUUUUAUAUUCGCGUACGACAUGUUGUACCCAGGCUUUGUGUCGCUGACACUUGAAACACAGCAAUGUUUGUAAUUUAAUCUGCCUCUUUGUUGUGGAUGAUCUUCAAUCAUGUAUAUUUGUCUGAUGCUAAUUUAAAGACAUUUUGUGAUUAAUUUAUAUGUUUGUUGUUGCGUGGGUGGAGCGGCGUUGUGUUGAGAAUGUUUGGGUUUACUGUUAAGGAGGCUGCUAUUGGAUGUUCUUCACUACACUGUGUUUUGUUUAGACCGGGCAGACUAAAGGGAGACAUUUGUAGAGAACGUAUUUUUGUAAAGCGUAGGAGCUUUCAAUUUUCGGGGUAUUUUGUCAAACUGAAAUAAAGAGGACUGCAUUAUUUCAAA
Messenger RNA from Girardinichthys multiradiatus, 13236 nucleotides. RefSeq names its product A kinase (PRKA) anchor protein 9 (gene akap9). The transcript is spliced from 56 exons. Lineage: Eukaryota; Metazoa; Chordata; Actinopteri; Cyprinodontiformes; Goodeidae. Gene Ontology annotation, molecular function: DNA binding; molecular adaptor activity. The coding region runs from base 49 to 12741 and encodes 4230 amino acids. The record is from RefSeq and is a predicted model, not a curated record. Gene Ontology annotation, biological process: signal transduction.